GUAGUCCGUGACGAGUGCUGGAAAAAUGAUAAAAGUUAAUGGCAAAAGUGUAACAAAUCUUCUUCAGGGCAGCUUCCUGACGAACUAUAGACAAAUAUCCACGUCAGCGCCACUAAAUGGGAAAAGAAACUUCCGUAAAUUCGUUGUCGCCAACAAGCGUGGGAGCAGACAGUUCAAGGAGAUGCAACGCGGCCCGGAGCCUCUUCUUCCAAUCGACAAGCGCGGCGUGCGGGACACAGGCAUCACAAUCAAAGGCAGAUACUUCGAAAUUCCAGAAAAAAUACCAGAGUUGAUUGUUCCCGACCUCACAGACUGCAAGCUUAAACCGUACGUCUCGUACAAGACACCGGACAUCGUGCAGUCCGAGUUCACGAGUCUGGACCUCUUCAAUUCGGUCUACGCCAAGAAAAUUGUUGAAGAUUUCAACCAGGGGAAGCUGGAUAGUCAGGGGAUGCCGUUGGAACCAUCAAAGGAAGAGAAACUCACACCUGAAGAGGCUGUUCAAAAUGCGCGGAAAACGGGGUCGGAUAUUUUUUAGGAAAUUCGUUUUAGAAAUGCUUUAACGCUUAGAGUACGGUUUAAUAAAGUUUAUUGUUGAAAAAA
Messenger RNA from Hermetia illucens (black soldier fly), 603 nucleotides. RefSeq names its product 39S ribosomal protein L41, mitochondrial (gene mRpL41). NCBI's taxonomy places the organism in Eukaryota, Metazoa, Arthropoda, Insecta, Diptera, Stratiomyidae. The transcript has a single exon. Gene Ontology annotation, molecular function: structural constituent of ribosome. The record is from RefSeq and is a predicted model, not a curated record. Bases 26 to 538 code for a protein of 170 amino acids. Gene Ontology annotation, biological process: translation. Gene Ontology annotation, cellular component: mitochondrial large ribosomal subunit.